This is a messenger RNA of Biomphalaria glabrata, 5716 nucleotides long. RefSeq names its product trichohyalin-like. The transcript is spliced from 22 exons. Gene Ontology annotation, biological process: cilium assembly. The record is from RefSeq and is a predicted model, not a curated record. Bases 189 to 4112 code for a protein of 1307 amino acids. NCBI's taxonomy places the organism in Eukaryota, Metazoa, Mollusca, Gastropoda, Planorbidae. Gene Ontology annotation, cellular component: cilium; microtubule. Gene Ontology annotation, molecular function: microtubule binding.
AAGCUUUUGUUGGCCUGCCAAACCUAAACAAAUAAAUAGUUUACCAUGUCAAGACAUGAGAAUAAGUUACUGAAUGAAUCUCUAAUUUUAGUAUUUUGCAAUCUAAUCAUUAACUAACAUUAAAGCUUAAUCCUUUUUUAAACUCUAUCCAGGAUUAGAUCUGGAAGUAUUACGAAAAACGAUUGAAAAUGAACAGGAUAGGACCUUCUGGGGCUAUUCAUUUAGCAAUCAACAAAAACCUUGAUGGUCAUGGGAUAUUUUGGCAAAGUAAAGAAAAUAACAAGCCAGGCUCUAAAAAGAUUGACUAUAAGACGAGGAAACUGCGCCAUCCAAUUAGACAACCAAAUGAAGAGGAAAUAUUUGCUCAGAUGGAGGCACAGAAAGAAGAAGAGAAAAAAAAGUUUAACAAAUCAAACAAAGACUUUAUCAAACAGAACAGACAGAGAUUUAAAUCCAAAAGUCAAGAGCAACAAGUCCAUCCUGGAACACAGAUACGGCCAGGAACAGUCACUCUCACGCAGGACCAGUUGACUGCAUUAUUAGCUUCCCUUGGAAAGACUGGUAUAGCCGCUGACAAAGAUAGUCCUAUCAAAAUAAAGAUAGAUGCUGCCAGCAACAAAAUUGAAGUUGAACAAAUGGACCACAAUCAGAACAGGAACAAAACAGAUUUGAAGCAAGUUGACAAGAGGCAUGAACAAGCUGACAGCGACAGUGAAGCUGAGAUUGGAAUUGGAGCACUUCUUGAACAGCAGAACAAAGAAACAAAGCAAGCACAUCAAAAAAAGUCCAGUGAGCACAAUGUCAGCUUUGGGAACACCCAAGUUGUGGAAACAAAACAAGAGUCAAGGGCAGAUAAUGCUCAAGGGUCUGAUAAUCUCCCAGUAAAUAUUCCCUGGAAACAUCUAACUGUUGCUGAGAGAAAGAGGCUCCAGUGGGCUAGAGAAAAAGCUGAGCUGCAACAAGAGUACAACCCGUGGGGGAAGCCUGGGGCUGGUGCCCCCACUAAAAAGCAGGAAGAAACCGAAACAGUUUCACAUCAACCUACUACAAGUCACCUUGUUCCAACAUCCAAUCAAAAUACAGCUAGGUCAUUUGUUGACCCAGAGAUGCAACGCAAGCAGGAGGGGAUAGCUCGAGAGAUUGCACAGUUGCAGAGAGAAAUACAAGAGAUGGAGAAAAGAAAAAAGGUUGAAGAAGACAGAAUCUUGCGAGAAUUAAAAGAAAGGCAAAAAGUGGCUGAAACUAAAGCGAAUGUCAAUGCUGAGGUCAAUGAUAGCAGGAAGGUCAAGGACAGAGAUGCUCAGGUAGAUGAUUUAAAAGAGAAUGUUAAAAAUAUGAAUCAAGGGAGGCUGGAAAGGAAUCAAAAGAAUCAUGACAUGAAAAAGCAAAAUGAGAAUGUUGAUGACCGCGGUGAGAGUUUAAUUGAACCUCAGCUAGAUAACUCUGUCAAGAUAGUGACCAGAGCAUCUCCCCGACUUGCCACUGGGCCAGCCACUGGUUUAAGAUUGGGGGAUACCCAGGAGGAACUACUCAGUAAGAAAGAAAUGGAAAGAAAGAAAUGGAUUGCAGAACUUGACCAACAAAGAGAGGAACAGAGAAUAAAGAAACAAUUAGAGAAAGAAAGAGACAAGACAGGAGUCCAGGACCAGUGGGCUGAUAGAUUUGUCUAUCAUAAAACUUUUGAGCAGAUCUCUCCUCGACAUGCUCAAGCCAGUCAGAAGAUGAAAGAGCAGAGUUAUGCCCCUGCGCAAGCUAAGCAAUCAGAAGCUGCCUUAGAGUCUCAUGCUCCUCCAGCAGCCAUGAGAAGUUCUAUAGUUGUGGGGACUGGGACAUUGAAUGAUAAAAGAUAUGAUGGAACUAAAGCCGAAGAGAAAAAAAAAUGGCUACAAGAACUUGAAAUGCAAAGAGAAGAACAGGGUCUGGCUAAGCUGGCCCAGAAGGAAAGAGAUAAACAAGAAGAUGGGACCUGGGCUGACCGGUAUCGAACUGACAACAGCAAGCAGGUCACACAUCAAGACGGCAGACAAAAUGAAGGCGUUUGGAUGGAUCCCCACCCGUCACAGAACAGACGACAUCGCGGGACUGUUGAAGGAAGUGGUGCAACUGAAGGCGUUUGGUUAGACCCUUACCCUUCAGACCACAAGAAGCUCCACCCACAAAGUAAUGAAGUUCCACAUGUGGGACAACCACAUCGGCAGGAGCCACACAGAACUAAUAGUGCCCCUGACUCCACAUUGCCACCAUUACAAAAGGAAACUGAGCAGCCCUCUCAUAUCAGAGGUCAAGGUUUAUUUAUAGAUCCAGUCACAAGACGAGAACAAGAGGAAAAGAGGAAAGCCCAGCUGGCACAUCAGGCAAAAGUGAAGGCGCAGAUAGAAGAGAAGGAAAGAAAGAAGAAAGAGGAGAAAAUGAAGAAGAUGCAGGAAGAUUUGGAGGAAGAGAGGAAGCUGCAGAUGGAGAGAGACCUGAUGAACAGACAAACAGAAUUUGAACAGAAAAAGUUGAGGGACAGGGAGGAGCUGCGUCAGAAACAGAUUGAUGUUUUAAAGUCUGCACUGGACGAGGCCCAGGAGAAGGCCGUGGAAGACAAAAAUGUCAGGCGCCUGCAACAUCUUCAACAACAUGGCCAUGAUGUGUCUCAGUUGAAGGCCAAGUACAAAGAAUCCAGUGCGACAUCUUGUCCCCAACUUAAGUCUCCUGUAGUAGCCUCGGCACUUCAGAACUCAGAGCUAUCCAGUGUUAUUAGGGAAGAGCUUCCAGCCUCUCCAAGAAAAAAAGAGUUUGAAAUGUCUUCUAUUCCUGGCCUGGGUUAUGAUGUAACAGAAACUUUGAACAGACAAACACAACCGGCUUCCCCUCCUUCAUAUCUACCGGUAGAUUUAAAUGGGACCUCCAGGUUUGACCCUGCUGAGCUGUCAGAUCGUAACUUAGGUCAAACCUACAGUUUUGAUCCUUACAUCGAAAACAGAGUGUUGACGCCAAGCAGGUUUCGAGAUCCUGCCAGACCUACAGAUCUAUCGGACUCACCCAGAAGAGAAUUUGGAACUCAGACAUUGGAGCUUAAAGACCUUAAGGCUCUUCUCGAGAAACUUCCAGAAGAUGUGCAGAUUGAAUACAAGAUGAAAGUGGAAGAAGCUCUGAGAGAAAAAGAAUCGGUCAAGCACGCUCCCUCUCGAAAAGUUCACACCAGAGUUGUGGAAGAGGUCAAGGAAGCCAGGAAGCCCAAGGUCAAGGCUGUACAAAGUGCCCCGAAGGAGAAAACACUGGGCAUUAAAGAAAGACCCGACUGGAAUCAGAGAAGAAGAAAAACUGUUGUGAAAAACUCUGAGAAAGAUCCGUUCUAUGAGGAGAAGAGGGAAGAAGCAGAGGCCCGAAGGUUGAAAAGAGAAAGACAACUCAUGUACUUACAAGAGUUAAACAGGGAAAGAAUUCCUAACCUAUCCAAAAGUCCGGGUAGAAGCCCCAGGGCGCCCUCGCCCGAGCCAGUGAAAGAGGUUGGUGAAAGAGGCAGGAAGACACAGAAGAGGUUGCCUCCAACAGACACUUUGAAAGACACGUCUCCCAAUGUUGUUGCCUUGCUGAAUGAGGACAGAAAGAAAAAAAUAUCUCCCCGUUCAGCCUCCCCGCCCAUUCCCUCCAUCAAACAUAAGGCCCACGGAGUCGCUGACCCGGCCAAUGACCCCUAUCACUACAUCAACAGUUACCUGAGGAACAGUCAGGGGGAGAACAGAUACGGUGAUGUCCCUUUGGAGCCCCACAGCGAUGAGUUUGUCCCUUUCAUGAGAACAACAGAAGUACUGGACCCAUCCCGCGCAGAUGAGCCAGUGGAGAUAUCCAGAGAAAACUCUCGCAUGGAAAGGGCCCGCCGUGCUUAUUAUGAGAACCUUCAUCCUGCUAACAAGGGCAAGAAAGUAGAUAUUUAUCAAGACAGUGAAAGAGAAACUGCCUUGAAGGCCUCACAGAACUUAGCAGGAGCAACAUAUGUCACUCCCAGACAGGACAUGAUUUUACAACAACUCUCAUCACUAAAGAGGACAUUGAUGCAGCGGCAGAAAGAAUUAGAGGACUACAUGUUACCUUCAGAAUUAGAGCAUGAAGCGAUGCGUGGAUGACCAGAAGUUACAAAAUGUUUCCUCUGGCUGACCGCAAUAUUUGGUGGCCAGCUUCAUAACAAACUGUGAUUUGUUUGUGCUAUGUGACCAUAACAUAUUUAUUUAUAGAUCUGACCAUUAAUUUAUUACCUAAUGCUGUAAGUCAUGUUAAAAUGAGACAAUUCUUGACCAAGGGAAAUAACUUGCUGGCUCCUGCGACUUCUAAAUACUACUAUUUGCCAAAAACAGCUAAAAAUUUGUUUGAAUUAUUAGCUUGCUAUAAACACCUGCCAAACAUAUGACUUCUACAUCAUAUUGUACUCAACGGAUGUUCCUUUAAGAAUUAUUUUCCUACUUUUCAUAAAGGAAAAACACAAAUUGUUAUUCUUUCUAUUUAAGAGUCAAAUAAUGAAUUGAGGUUACCUUUUAGUUUGAUUCUGUGGUAGACUAUUUUUUAUGUAUAAUAAAAGUAAGAGGCAGCUGUGUUUUUUUUUAUAGACAGCUACGUUUUUUUUUUAAAUUUCUGAUAAAUAAUAGUGCACUUGACAUAACCAAAAGGGAAAAUAAUUUUAAAAAAAUAAAACUCAAUUUAUUUUGUUCUGUUUAAAAAAGCUUGCACAUCAUCUUGAGUCUUGAAAACCAAAGCUCAACCAAAUCUCUUCCAAAAACUUAUAUGUUUAUAAACUUGAAGAUGCCUCUAUUAAUCAUUUGAAAACUUUCUGUUUUCUUAAAUUUCUUAACUGUAGCAAGUCUUUCCCAAGGCAAAUGUCCAGGUAGAAUUCAUCUAUUUCUAUCAAACAUUUAAAUAUAUCUAAUUUUUUUUUUUUUUUUUUUUUUUUUUACUUGCUGCUUAACUUCUAUUAACUUAUUUUUAAUUAAGAUUUUGGUAAAGGACAUCAUGCAUCACUUUACGUAUCACUUUUUAUAUUCUUUCAUUCUAAAUGAAAUGGCAUUUUAAAAAUCAUCACUGAAGCAGUUGUAUAAAUAUUUUGACCUCAAGAAUCUGUUUUACUUUGAAUACUUUACUCCAAUUUAUUGAAAAUUGUGUAUGUUUACAGAAAAUAUUUGCAUUCUAUGUCAUGGCAUCUUUUGUGCUGUUGCAAUGUCUAAUCAGUGUGCAGUGACUUGAUAAUUUCUUGUAGAAAUGUUUUUGAUUAGCUGCCAUACUCAUUAUUUCAUAAUUACUUAAAGGUCUAAAAAGUAACUAUAGAGUAACCAAUCUAUGCACCAAAAAAACAUAGAGAACCAGACCUGAUGUUAAGGUUUUAUUGACCACUCAAUGUAUAAUUACACAGAAUGCAAUGUUCUGUUUAUAUUGACAUGUAUAUUUGUUUAUAUCAGUUUACCGUCCACAGGUCAGAAUGUGUCCAUUCUGUUUUGUAGGUUAGUGCUUGAAUUCAAUUUACGGGAAGCACAAUUUUUAACUUUACCUCCCAGCAAUGUUACCCCCCCCCCCCUCUUUUUAUCUACAAUUUUCUUUGCCUUGAAACCUCCCAUUUAUUACCUUGGCUUUUGAUGGCAGCGGUCUCCAUGGAAGCAAGUCUUGUGUUUCCAUAGCAAUUGAAACAAUUGUACAUAGUAUGAACAACAGAGAUUAUUUAAAUCAUUGAUUCUCUCUCCCCCCC